Molecule: messenger RNA, 750 nt
Organism: Rana temporaria (common frog)
Lineage: Eukaryota; Metazoa; Chordata; Amphibia; Anura; Ranidae
Product: 1-phosphatidylinositol 4,5-bisphosphate phosphodiesterase zeta-1-like
Exons: 1
Coding region: 1-690 (229 amino acids)
Biological process (GO): lipid metabolic process; intracellular signal transduction; positive regulation of cytosolic calcium ion concentration involved in egg activation
Cellular component (GO): nucleus
Molecular function (GO): phosphatidylinositol-4,5-bisphosphate phospholipase C activity
Source: RefSeq, a predicted model, not a curated record
AUGGGGCCAAAGGCGCAGCAGCUGGUCCGGCACUCAGCUCAGGACUUUAUCUAUCAUACCAAGAAUUUUCUAACCAGAAUCUAUCCCAAGGCAUCUCGAAUUGAUUCCUCUAAUCUACAGCCUCAGGAAUUCUGGAAUGUUGGCUGUCAGAUGGUUGCAUUGAAUAUGCAGAGUCCAGGAGUCCCAAUGGAUCUGCAGGAUGGAAGGUUCCAGGAUAAUGGCAGAUGCGGAUAUGUUCUAAAGCCGGAUUUCCUUUGUGAUUUAGAUUGCACAUUUGAUCCAAAUAAUCUUCUAACUCACAGGCCAUUUUACCUCCAUAUUAAGGUGAUUAGUGGGUUUCUUCUUCCUCCAAGCAACUUAUCUAAAACCAACACAGCCAACCCAGUUGUGACUUUGGAGAUUCAUGGAGUACCACCUGACCAAUGCAGAAAAAAGACCCGGGUCGCAAAAAAUAAUGCCUUUAACCCUCAGUGGAACAAGUCUUUCCUCUUCGCCAUUAAGGUUCCGGAGUUGGCAAUGAUUCGAUUCUGCUUGCAGGACCACAUUCCAGUGGUUGGGAAUAAAUUUGUGGGCCAGUACACUCUGCCUGUGACCUGCAUUAGUAAAGGAUAUCGUCACAUCCCACUGCUGAACAGAUACGGUCAGAGUCUUUUGCCCGCCUCGCUCUUUGUCCACAUCUGGUAUGAUUGAUCUUCAUAUCCAAAAAUUCAAUAGCUGACUGCGACAUGAUUGCUGCCUUGAAAACUUUUC